Myotis brandtii (Brandt's bat) is the source of this 1766-nucleotide messenger RNA. It is a transcript of the gene RFXANK, whose product is annotated as regulatory factor X-associated ankyrin-containing protein. NCBI's taxonomy places the organism in Eukaryota, Metazoa, Chordata, Mammalia, Chiroptera, Vespertilionidae. The record is from RefSeq and is a predicted model, not a curated record. Gene Ontology annotation, cellular component: nucleus. Gene Ontology annotation, molecular function: protein binding. The transcript is spliced from 9 exons. Gene Ontology annotation, biological process: regulation of transcription by RNA polymerase II. Bases 737 to 1612 code for a protein of 291 amino acids.
AGGGGCUAGGACCCCAUGCAGCUCCCGGAGGGACACCGUGGAAGGGAAGAACCCCUUUUCCAGGGGCGGAUGAAUUGGGGAGCGCUCUACACACCGCUCACUGCGGACCGUAGUAACGGCCUCUUUGCACCUCACUGCCAUCAAAUCCCUGCACAUGCUCAUGAGCCCCCACGACCCAGAGGGAGCACUGUUGUGGACGGGGACGACCAUGGAGUCGCCCCUUUAAAUCCUGGACGCCCCGCCUGCUCCCGCCCCCUUGCCCUCGAGGGAGAAAGCCCCGCCUUCCCGCCCCAAACUGGAGCCGAUUGGCUUCUAACAGGCGCAAUGAGAUCCACCGAGCCCUCUGAGGCCCCGCCCACUUCUCUGACCCCGCGGGACUAGAAGGCACAGGAGCAAUUGCACUGCUCGGACUCCAGCGGAAACCACGCCCCCUCCGAUCCUUAAAGGGCCAGAAGCAGCUCCUACUGCUCCUGCCCUUCCGCACUUUUGGGGGGCAGGGUGCGCAGGCGCAGUGGGGGACCUCGGGUGGGGGUAGUGGUCGAGUAUCAAGUUGCUCUCUGUCCCGGCAGAAGAAGCCAGAGCGCUGACCAUCCAGGCUCCAGCUUGCUCCCCGCUACAUCAAUUGGAGGGGAAAAGUUUGUGAAUUGGGCCUCCAAGUUUUGGGGGAUCCGGGCUUGCGGCGAGGGGUGACAGAAAAGGUUCGUGGAAGGGGCCCCCAUUAGCCCCCCCCCCCCCCAUGGAGCUCACCCAGCCUUCAGAGGACCUCAGCCUGACCCAGCAGCCUCCCACCCCAGAAUUUGGGGAACCUGAAGACCCCAGGGAUGAGGCCCAGGACGGCUCAGACACAGUGGUGCUCAGUCUCUUCCCCUGCACCCCAGAGCCUGGGAAUCCUGAACCAGAUGCUGGCGCCUCUUCGCCUCAGGGCAACUCCCUAAAGCACUCCACGACCCUCACCAACCGGCAGCGGGGGAAUGAGGUCUCGGCCCUGCCAGCCACCCUGGACUCCCUGUCCAUCCACCAGCUUGCAGCCCAGGGAGAGCUGAGCCAGCUGAAGGAGCAUCUGAGGAAAGGUGUGUGUCUACACCCAUGUGCUUGUCUGACCUCGUGUGCUGCUUUGGGGAGAGUGGGCAGGGGUGCAGCCCAGUGGUACCACCCCCUCCUGCCAGGCGACAACCUCAUCAACAAGCCGGACGAGCGUGGCUUCACCCCCCUCAUCUGGGCCUCAGCCUUCGGAGAGAUAGAGACCGUCCGAUUCUUGCUUGAGUGGGGUGCCGACCCCCACAUCCUGGCCAAGGAGCGGGAGAGCGCCCUGUCACUGGCCAGCACAGGUGGCUACACAGACAUCGUGGGGCUGCUGCUCGAGCGUGAUGUGGACAUCAACAUUUACGACUGGAAUGGAGGGACGCCACUGCUCUAUGCCGUGCGAGGGAACCAUGUGAAGUGCGUGGAGGCCUUGCUGGCCCGAGGAGCUGACCUCACCACUGAAGCUGACUCUGGCUACACCCCAAUGGAUCUCGCUGUGGCUCUGGGAUACCGGAAAGUGCAACAGGUGAUCGAGAACCACAUCCUCAAGCUCUUCCAGAAUAACCUGGUGCCCGAUGAUCCUGAGUGAAGGCCACCCACCCCACAGGGACUCAGACUCUCAGGGAACAAAGCGGUCGACCCAGAGUUGGGGGAACCCAGAACUGGCUUCAAAGGCAGCUCCUGGACAGAUGGUGGGAGGGAUCCUUCCCAGCAGAAAUCAAUAAACCUGUGCAGAACUUGAA